Vespula pensylvanica (western yellowjacket) is the source of this 4439-nucleotide messenger RNA. It is a transcript of the gene kn, whose product is annotated as transcription factor collier. Gene Ontology annotation, molecular function: DNA-binding transcription factor activity, RNA polymerase II-specific; RNA polymerase II cis-regulatory region sequence-specific DNA binding. The transcript is spliced from 14 exons. The coding region runs from base 447 to 2117 and encodes 556 amino acids. The record is from RefSeq and is a predicted model, not a curated record. Gene Ontology annotation, biological process: regulation of transcription by RNA polymerase II. Lineage: Eukaryota; Metazoa; Arthropoda; Insecta; Hymenoptera; Vespidae.
AGAGAUCGUCACGUGGGAAGGAUUGGCUAAGUAUCGAUGAACUUGAAAAAGGAAUCGAUAAGAGGAAUCGUUUGGAAAUUGUCGAUCUUUGUGGGAGGAGGAUUAAAUAUCUAAGUAGUUAUUUCUCGUCGUUUAUUUUACGGUGAUUGAGAGAGUGAGAGAGAAUAGAAGAAGGAAGGCUGUUGCCGCAGGAGAUCCCUUACGGCUUCACAACGCGGUCCGACGAGUGGAGCGGUCUCCUGCCCAGCUCCACGAUCGUGGGUGCUGGGGGGUCGCCAUGGCUCGGCUUGGGUGCCGCCGGUGGCACCGGUGCCACCACCGGAGGCGGAAGUCCCGUCGAACUCGAGGGACACUGGGGACGGAAGCUCUACGGUGCGAGCGUUGCCCCACCACCCCCGCCACCUCAUCACCACCCACGCGCUCCUCUCGUUUUCGCGCCUCAGGACAUGAGGCAGAUACUCAAGGAGGAACCUGUGCCACGUGCCUGGCCUCAACCCGCCAUUGCCGAUAACGGAACGGUCGGCGUCGCGAAGGCGCAUUUCGAGAAACAACCACCGAGCAACCUGAGAAAGAGUAAUUUCUUUCAUUUCGUCAUAGCGCUUUACGAUCGACACGAUCAGCCGAUCGAGAUCGAAAGAACGUCGUUCAUGGGAUUCGUCGAGAAAGAUCAGGAAUCCGAGGGCCAAAAAACGAACAAUGGUAUCCAAUACAGUUUGCAUCUGCUUUAUUCGAACGGAGUGAGGCAGGUGCAAAACAUCUUCGUCAGGCUUAUCGACUCCGCGACUAAACAGGCGAUCAUGUACGAAGGACAAGACAAGAAUCCUGAAAUGUGUCGUGUCUUGCUGACGCACGAGGUAAUGUGCAGUCGGUGUUGCGACAAGAAGAGUUGCGGUAACAGAAACGAGACACCGAGCGAUCCAGUGAUCAUCGAUCGGUUCUUCCUCAAGUUCUUUCUCAAGUGCAACCAGAACUGCCUUAAGAAUGCCGGGAAUCCGCGUGACAUGAGACGAUUUCAGGUGAUCAUAUCGACGCAAGUCGGAGUGGAAGGUCCAUGGUUAGCGGUAUCCGAUAACAUGUUUGUCCACAACAAUAGUAAACACGGACGCAGAGCGAAACGAUUGGACCCCAGUGAUCCUGGCGAGUACAACAGUUUGUAUCAACCCAUACCACUUCAGACACCCUGCAUAAAGGCGAUAUCGCCGAACGAGGGUUGGACGACGGGAGGAUCAACCGUAAUAAUCAUAGGCGAGAACUUUUUUGACGGGCUUCAAGUCGUCUUCGGAUCUAUGUUGGUUUGGAGCGAGAUAAUUACUCCGAACGCGAUCAGGGUACAGACGCCCCAUAGAGAGAUACCGGGUGUUGUCGAAGUAACGCUUUCAUACAAAAGCAAACAAUUUUGUAAGGGCGCACCUGGCCGAUUCGUUUACGUCUCUUUAAACGAGCCAACGAUCGACUACGGUUUUCAAAGGUUACAAAAAUUAAUUCCACGACAUCCAGGCGACCCAGAAAAAUUGCCAAAAGAAAUAAUAUUGAAACGAGCAGCCGAUUUAGCGGAAGCACUGUACAGUAUGCCAAGGAGCGGAAACGCGGGUAUAGCGGGGGCGUCGAGGAGUCCAGGAGCGGGACACCCACCGGCGCCCCCGACUUCGAGUUCGGCGACAGCGUUCAACUCGUAUACAGGACAACUCGCCGUGACGGUGCAAGAGAACGGUAGUGCUACAAAGUGGACGGACGACGGUAGUUCCGUGACGACAGGAGCCGCGGCAGGUGGCGGAGGGGGCGGAGGGAGCGUAGGGGGCAGCGUAGGUGGUAGCGUCGGGGGUACGGCCGACGCUUACAGACAAAGCAGCAGCGCCAGUCCGCGAGGGGUUGUAACCGGUGGUGGUUAUUGCGGAAGUUCGGCUAGCACGCCGCAUAGCCACAGCACCAACGGCAGCUAUUCCGUUGCGAAUCCGUACACUGGAAGUCCGACUCUUUACACGUCGCCGCACGAACAAUACGGCAUUUUCUAUACGUCCGGGGACGGGAGUGCGUUCGCCCCUGUAGUACGACCACCGACCACCUCAGUCCCACCGCACUGGUCCACACAGCACCACCUCGCUACAGCCGCCCAGUAACCGCUAACCGUCCACCAUCACCACCACCACCAUCACCAUCACAACUACCCUACGCGCUGAGAUUAAAGAGUUAUCAGAGAGACAUGCACGAACGACGAGACUCGAGAAUGAUUAGGAGAGGUGGUCGGCUCGCCGUUCAACAUGAAUCCAUUUGUGUUGCCAACAUGCAGCCAGGGCUACUCGACCGCCGGCAGUCCGCUACUCUCGUCGAACGGCAAAUAGUGUUAUGAGAUGUAAGACUCCGAUGGAUGAAGGGGUUGGUGCCAUCAUGGGAAGAGGACUUUGCGUGCCGAGAGAUAAGGACGGAUCAAGCGCGAUGUCCCCUUUCCUAUUAACCUCCUCUAUUUCUAUUUCCUUUCUUCUCUCUUCUUCACUCGCUAUUUCUCUCUUUCUGUCUGUUUCUGUCUUUCUCUCUCUUUCUCUCUUUCUCUUUCUGUCUCUCUCUCUCUCUCUCUCUCUCUCUUUUUCUCCUAUUCUCUCACAAACUACUUCCUUCUCGAGUGGACAAAUAACGAUAAACCAGUCGCGUACGAUUUCCGUCGUAAGAGUCGAAGGAUCUCUCGACGACGCAAGGAAUUCUAUGAUCGAAAAGAUUCUCGAGUUAUUUUAUUUUCAUUUUUAUUUAUUUAUUUUCCUCUUCUCGUUCUAUUUUUUCUUUUUACGAUCGAAAUAUAAUUAAUGAUGAAUCAUACAUAUCGUACAACGAGAUAUGGUGUCACAACGAUGGAAUAGCAUCGAUGGAAGCAGACAUUUGAUUUUACUUUGAACACUUGACUUUAAUGAAGCGACUACCUUGCCACUCUUCGAUUUCUCGUUUCUUUCUCGAUAUAUUUAUACAGUCUGGCAUAGUGUCGCAAUCGACAACGAACGUUAAUCGAUCAAAAAAUUUGUUGCAUUCGCAUAUAGAUGAGAGAUAUCUGACGAUACACGUAUAUCUAUGAAUGCAAACGUUUAAGAGAAAAAUGUGACACCAUUAGAAGGACAUAUCGCUUAGCGGUGGAGCAAACAGACUCGAUAGUUUUUAGUGAGCAUUUUCGAAUUGAAAAAAAUUUGAUCCUCCUAGUACCCUAUCCCAUGAUCCUUUUCCUUCACUCCAAUCCUCAACCCCCAUCUCAUCUCUUCCUAUUACGCUCCAAACACCCACACACGCCUACGUUUUAAGAGACUAACCGACUUAUCUCGCCUAGAUAGAAUUGAUAUUUAACAUAUUGUAAUUUGUAAAUUAUCUGUAAAUAUUGUUGCGAUGUACAAAAAGACAAAACUAUUUGCGGGAGCUCGAACGAGCGAGACGAUUAUUAAAGUGCGAUCGUAGAGGAAAAGUUAUAUAGGAUUGUAAAUAGUAUAUCGUAGAAAGAAAAAAAAAAAAAGAAAAAAAAAAGGCCCGUAGCUUAUCCGUAUAAUUGUACUUACCAACGCCAUCCAAUUUUUUAACGAACCUUUCGGCGAUCGAACGCGAAAUUUGAUUUUCGCGUCUCGCUCUUCGAUCCUCGAACUCGAGCCAACUGAAUAAUUUCUUAUUACGAUCGUCUACGUUAUCUCGCUGUCUGUCCGUCUAAUCGAUCUAUUCAAAUUCGAUAAAGAGAAUAAAUAAAUAAAAAAAAUAAAGAAAUAAAGAAAUAAAGAAGUAAAAAAAGAAAAAAAGAAAAAAUAUUUAUCCGGCUGAGACACGAGAACGUUGGAAAGUUGGAUCGAGCGCGAUCUAUAAUCGAAGUAACAGUCGAUAUCGAAUUCGUUUGAUAAGCCACCCAAAUUACGGGAAUACUCACACGAAUCACGAAGAAAGUAUACGAAGCCAUUAUAAAUCAACGAGAAAUGAAACUUUCGAUUAGCCCAGAUUUACCAGCACACUUCAACGAGCAUGAUGAAGCAUCGUAUCGUUUGUCUGAACGAGGCGUCGCCGUUGGAAUUAUUAUUGUAAAAAGUUCCUUUUUUGCAUAUCGACUUUAUGGAGCUCGCAGUUUCCUACGGUCAAAAACCCAUGGAAACGCCUUAUAUCCUUAUCUGGGAAUAAACGGAACUCAGUCGUCUUGUGAUCUUAAUUAAUAAAAUAUCUAUAGUUCAGUUAUAUAAUUUUUAAUUCGAUCACGCACACAAUCACAUCUUAAGUAGGACGCGUCGUUCUUGUACGCAUGCGAAAAUGCGCGUGUAGACAUUCGAGCGUACGAGCACUCUCGUCGUUGUAUAUUAAAAUAAAUUAAACUUACAUUUUUGAGAAUUAAAAAGAUGGACCAUAUUGUAUUAGCGACGUCAUCAACCUAUCUUUUUCAUUCUUCUAUCAGAAAAAAGAGAGAUAGAAAAUCUCUCUUUCUCUCUCUUUCUCUU